AUGUUAGCGUAUGGCGUAGCCCCCGAUGUCGUGGAUGAAUAUCUACGUAUCGGCCAAACAACCUCAAGGAAUGCAUUGCAACAUUUUUGUCAGGGGGUUAUUUCACAAUUUGAAAGUGAAUAUCUACGUAAACCUACAGAUGAAGAUUUAAGGAGAAUCCUUCAUCAAAAUGAAUUGCGUGGGUUUCCAGGCAUGAUUGGUAGUAUAGACUGCAUGCAUUGGGAGUGGAAGAAUUGUCCUACGGCUUGGAAAGCACAAUAUGCUGGUCGUAGCAAGACUGCAACCCUCAUUCUUGAAGCCGUUGCUGAUCAGGAUUUAUGGAUUUGGCAUGCGUUCUUUGGAAUGCCUGGCUCAUGUAAUGAUCUUAAUGUCCUUUACCGUUCACCGGUGUUUGAUGAUGUUUUACAAGGUCGUGCACCACCAAAUUUUUUUUGGGUAAACGGACAUCAAUAUGAGUUGGCCUACUACUUGGCAGAUGGGAUUUAUCCGAAAUGGCCAACUUUUAUACAAGGUAUUACACAUCCUCAAGUUCAAAAAGACAAGUUGUUUGCUGAUCAACAAGCAGCAGUUCGGAAAGACGUUGAACGGGCUUUCGGAGUUUUACAAGUUAGGUUUGCUAUACUACGACAACCUGCACUGGCCUUCGACGAAGAUAUUCUUUGUGACAUUAUGAAAGCCUGUAUAAUAAUGCACAACAUGAUCGUCGAGGAUGAACGACACAACUACACACGGGCAGAUGUUUUGAGACGAUACUACGAAGAAGAUCGACCACAACGUCCAGCAGCGCGGGCGGGACCGAGCACAAGUGCCACGGUGAAUAACAACGAGCCAUUUGAAUUCAACGUCGGGCGGCCGCCCAACAUAGAUUUCAACGCGUAUUUUCAGAGGAGGAUUGCCCUUCGUGAUAGAGAAAUUCAUUCGUCUCUCAAACAAGAUUUAGUAGAACACAUAUGGCAGAACUUUCGUCAUAAUACGGCCGAAUAA
Molecule: messenger RNA, 984 nt
Organism: Chenopodium quinoa (quinoa)
Lineage: Eukaryota; Viridiplantae; Streptophyta; Magnoliopsida; Caryophyllales; Amaranthaceae
Product: protein ALP1-like
Exons: 1
Coding region: 1-984 (327 amino acids)
Source: RefSeq, a predicted model, not a curated record